UUACAUUGACGCGCGUUCACGUGUGCGGGAUGCGCGUUCACUCGUCGUCCAUCAAACUGUCUCAACUUGUUCACACCUUCAUCAGAACUUUGUUGUGGUGAAAUCCACAUUUACACGGAUUUACUGCACAACUACUGAAAGAUGUGGAAGUCAGUCGUGGGCCACAAUGUGAGCAUGAAGGUGGCUGCAGAGGGGGACGACUGGGAGACAGACCCUGACUUUGAGAAUGACGUGUCAGAGCAGGAGCAGAGGUGGGGGGCCAAAACCAUCGAGGGCUCGGGACGUAAAGAACACAUCAGCGUUGCAGAGCUCAGAAACAAAGUGGCUGUGGAACAUGAGCAGGUGAAGCAGAAGGAGCACGUUCCCAAAGCGUCGUACGGAUAUGGAGGGAAGUUCGGAGUGGAGAAGGACCGGAUGGACAAGGUUGCUCUUGGUCACGACUACGUGGCUCAGGUUGAGCAGCACUCCUCCCAGAAAGAUGCAACAAAAGGAUUCGGAGGGAAGUACGGUGUUCAGAAAGACCGAGUUGAUAAGUCUGCUAUGGGCUUUGAAUACAAAGGGGAAGUGGAGCAACAUGGAUCCCAGAAAGACUACUCAAAGGGAUUUGGAGGGAAGUACGGCGUCGAGAAGGAGAAAGUGGACAAAGCAGCUCUGGGCUACGAUUAUAAAGGCGAGACAGAGAAGCAUCAGUCCCAAAAAGACUACGCAAAGGGGUUUGGAGGGAAGUAUGGAGUGGAGACGGAGAAGGUGGACAAAGCAGCUCUGGGCUACGAUUAUAAAGGAGAAACAGAGAAGCAUCAGUCACAGAGAGAUUACUCAAAGGGUUUUGGAGGAAAGUUUGGCGUUGAGAAGGAGAAGGUAGAUAAAGCUGCUCUGGGCUACGAUUAUAAAAGUGAGACGGAGAAACAUCAGUCGCAAAAAGAUUAUUCUGCAGGCUUCGGUGGUCGUUAUGGAGUCCAGGCAGACCGUAUGGACAAGAGUGCAGCAGGAUUCUCAGACAUUGACUCUCCCAGCUCUGCUUAUGAAAAGACGCAGCCAAUAGAGGCCUCCAGUGCAGGAGCAGGGAAACUGAAGGCCCGUUUUGAGAACAUGGCCAAGGCUUCGGAUGAGGAGAACAGGAAGAAGGCAGAAGAAGAAAGAGCGAGAAGACAAGCCAGAGAGAGCAGAGAGAGAGAGGAGGCCAGACGCAGACAGCAGGAGCAGAUCAGCAGAGAGGAGGAGAAUCGGCCUCCACCUGUUCCAGAUGUGGCUCCAGAGUACGACAUGCCUCCACCAGAAAUCCACCAACACAUGCCAGAGAUACAAGAAACUCCAGAACCAGAACCAGAGCCAGAGGAGGAACCAGAAUACGACGAGCCCCCAGCGUUGCCUCCACGCUCAGAUGAUUUUGACGCUCCGCCUCUUCCUGUGAGGUCAGCAGAAGUGGAGGAGGACGACGGAGAUUACGAGGAACUGGCCGAACCGCCUCCUCCCGUGCCGACAGAUGGGGACAACGACUAUGAAGACCUGACGUGUGGCCUGAAGGCUAGAGCCAUUUAUGACUACCAGGGAGAGGCGGAUGACGAGAUCUCCUUCAAUCCGGACGACGUCAUCACCAACAUAGAGAUGAUUGACGAGGGCUGGUGGAAGGGACAGUGUCACGGAUGCAUCGGUCUGUUUCCGGCCGCUUACGUCGAGCUGAUGUAGCGAACACGAGCUCCACUUAAACUCAGGUUUCAGCAGAACAAAUGAAUUGAUUUCUGUAUUUAUAGGAUGAAUCUUAGCAAGUUUUUUGAUCAGCUGAUUUCAGUCAUUUUAGGAUGUCAGGAUUGAUGUAUAAAGUAUCUAAAGGUAGUGAGAGGAAAAAACUCGUAUUAAUGAUGAGAAUUUUAGCUACGAUGAACAGAUUAGAGAUAAUAAAAUAUAUUUAAAGGAAAAGUUCUGUUUGUACACCAUUUAUUUUAAAGAGAUCAUUUCUUAUCAGUGUCAAUUAACAAUAGAGUUAAGCUUUUUAACCCUCAUGUCGUCCUGCGGGUCAAAAUUGACCCGUUUUAAAGUUUGAAAAUGUGGAAAAAAAUAUAUAUUUUCACAGUGAAA
This is a messenger RNA of Amphiprion ocellaris (clown anemonefish), 2076 nucleotides long. It is a transcript of the gene hcls1, whose product is annotated as hematopoietic cell-specific Lyn substrate 1. Gene Ontology annotation, molecular function: actin filament binding. The coding region runs from base 142 to 1686 and encodes 514 amino acids. Lineage: Eukaryota; Metazoa; Chordata; Actinopteri; Pomacentridae. The transcript is spliced from 16 exons. The record is from RefSeq and is a predicted model, not a curated record. Gene Ontology annotation, cellular component: cortical actin cytoskeleton; site of polarized growth; plasma membrane. Gene Ontology annotation, biological process: regulation of actin filament polymerization.